AACACUUCAGGCUGCUCGCUAAUUCUGGACAUGUUUUUCUAAUUAUCCGCACAAUAGACGAUUUAAAACGAUCAAAACAUACAGACAUGACUUUGUUCUUUGACGGCUGAAGGUUUGGGAAGAAGAGGGGAGGCUGAAGAGGACCGUGUGGACGGAUGAGUGCGGUGAUGCCCGCCUGUACAGUAACUGUGAGACUGUAACGGCGCCUGUAAUGUAUAUCCGGUUUGGUAGGAAUAAGCAGGAAUAGCGGUGCGCCUCCUGCUCUCCAUGUCACAUUCCUGCGAAGUGUUUCCAAAAAGGAACAGCUGGAGGACCGCGAGAGGGAAACACAGCUCUAGGCCACAAGGGUUACCUUGGACAUAAUGCUCACAGAAGAUGGAUGCUCCUGAGUAUUUGGACCUAGAUGAGAUUGAUUUCAGUGAUGAUUUAGCUUACUCAUCAAAAAGCAUUCCAGAACUCUGUCGGAGAAAUGAUGCACAAGCUGAGGAGAGACAAGCUCCAGGCAUCAACUGGGGACGAAGUGCCUCAUUACACAGUGGAAGUGGAAUCAAACCCACUGGAAUUGCUGAUGUGUACAGCAAAUUCAGGCCUGUUAAAAGGGUUUCACCACUUAAACAUCAACCAGAGGUUUUGGACACUGAGACCGACAGUAAGAGUCCAGGGCACAAUGUAGAAGGAAACAAGGAAGAAUCGUCCUCUAAAGGGCUCCAAACAAGUGUGAUCCCAUGUGAUGUUCAGGGGCUCAAGUGUAAAGGUAUUGGUAAUGGAGCACUGUUUGGGGAGCUGGAGCACUAUGACUUGGACAUGGAUGAGAUACUGGAUGUGCCUUAUAUUAAAUCCAACCAGCAAAUGGCAACCCUCCCCAGAGUGGCCUCUGAGAAGCGGACCUCAGGGAGCAGCACCAGUGAUAGGUGUCUCGGCCUCAAGGCAUCAUCUCUCACCCAUACUGAAAGCCUGGGCGGAGGGACGCAGUACUGCGUACUCUCACCUGUUAACUGGCCGGACAUGAGAAAGUCGAAGUCCAUGGAUCCAGACUAUCUCAGGGCGCAAACAGCUGGAUACGACCACUCCCCAAGCUCACUGCACUGCUCGAUAUCUGAAGCAGACAAACUCUUAUCAGGAAGACCUUUUCCAGACACACCAACCCAUAAAGCUGGGACUGACACCCCUGGCAGCCAGCCUUUGUUCCCUAUUCAGGGAAGCACACCGGGAAGACUAGAUAGUAGCAAGUCUUGGAGCGGUCCAAGAGCAUUUGGAGAAUGUGAUGAAGAAACCAAGAAGUCUCAGAAUAUAAUCAACAUCGUCCGGGAAGGACAGAUCUCGCUGUUGCCUCAUUUUGCGACCGAGAAUCUGGAGCUGAUUCGAGAUGAGGAUGGGAACAAUCUCCUUCAUGUCUCUGCUGCACAAGGCCAUGCAGACUGCCUGCAGCACCUCACCUCCCUUAUGGGGGAGGACUGUCUCAAUGAACGGAACAACCAGCAACUAACACCCGCUGGUCUAGGUGUCAGGAACGGACACCUAGAGUGUGUGCGCUGGAUGGUGAGUGAGACGGAGGCCAUUGCAGAGCUCAGUUGCACUCGAGAUCACCCCAGUUUAAUCCACUAUGCAGCACGAUAUGGCCAAGAAAAGAUUUUGCUGUGGCUGCUUCAGUUUAUGCAAGAACAAGCCAUUUCUCUGGAUGAAGUGGACCAAAAUGGGAACAGUGCAGUGCAUGUUGCUGCUCAAUACGGUCAUCUAGGCUGCCUUCAGACACUGGUGGAGUAUGGCUCGAAUGUCACCAUUCAGAACCAGCAGGGGGAGAGACCAUCCCAGUGUGCCGAGCGACAAGGUCACACUACCUGCUCGCGUUACCUGGUGGUGGUGGAGACCUGCAUGUCUCUAGCCUCACAGGUGGUCAAGCUCACCAAACAGCUCCAUGAACAAACUACAGCAAGAAUAGCACUCCAAAAUCAAGUCCAGCUGCUUUUCCAGUCCCAAGAUCCUAAUGGAAGACCAAGAUCACCCAGUUCACUUAUUCCUCCGGCUGAGGCUUGGCCUGAAAUGACCUUGACUGCGGAGGGUACGCCUGGCGAUGGGCAGUGGGUGCUGAGGCAGAGGAAUGUGGACUCGGACGCAGUCCUGCGCAAGCUCCUGGGAAAGGACAUUGCUGAGAGGGUCGGCUCUAAAGAGAAGCUAAGUCUGGAGUUCCAGGAGGGGGCAGUAGAUGGCGCCAGCGGCACAGCGGAUGCAGGAACAGGGCCUGGCACAGGGCCGCUGAGAAGACUGGGUGUGGUGGAAAGGCGGGAGCUGAAACUGGCACGCCUAAAACAGAUCAUGCAGCGUUCCCUGAGCGAAUCGGACACGGACUCCUACCCUCCGGACGAGUCCAAGCAGGCAACGGGCACCUCCAGGCCAGAGAGGCCCACCCAGCUUCCCAUAGCUGAGAGCGAGGAACCUGUGUCUGGGCUGCACUUACUGAUGAAGAAGCAUACCUCAGCCUCUGAGCGUAAGUUCUCCUUUGCGCUCAGGACUUCCAAAUCCAUGGACGGAUACAACCACUCUCCGACAGACAACAGCGACGUCGAUCACGAAACAAAAAAUGACCUGUCAGGGGACUUGGCCGAAUUUAACAACGGGCAGAAAGUCACGACAAGUCCAAAGAGUGCUCUCAAAUCCCCUUCCUCUCGCAGGAAAACCUCACAGAACCUUAAACUCAGGGUGACUUUUGAUGAAGCGCCAGUCGUCCACAAGGACAGUCAAGCAGGAGAGGUGGUCAAAGGAGCAUCUGGUAAAGAAAAGUCUUCAGAAUCAGGGAAAAGACCCUUCGGAACAUUCCGCUCCAUCAUGGAAACAUUGAGUGGCAAUCAGAACAGCAACAACAAUAACACUCAAGCCACAUCUGCUGGCAAGCACCCUGUUUGUAGUUCAGCACAAGGUCAAUCUGGGAAAAAAACAGAUGCUAAGGCCAGUCCGGGGGGUCUGUCCAAAUGCAAAAACAAGACAAGCGCUGUUUAAGUGCCUUCCCUGAGAGAGCAGAGCAGGGCCCUAUCGUCACUUUUUAUUAAAGCAUUUAGUAUAAAAUUCUUUGAGUAUUUUCAAAGGAUUAUUGGUAACUGAGGUCCAAGCAUUCACUUGUAUGCGCUUGACAUAAAUGACUGACCAAAAUACACUCCUAAGCAUACAUUUGGAAAUCAGGCACUUGCUGAAUUUCAACUUUGCAAGUAGCUCAAAUCAUUUUAGCAUCCUGGUUUUCUUGGAACCGCUGUAUAUAAGAACAACAUAACAUUAUUACAAUCCCAUUCUCAGUAUUUCGUUGUGUAAGUGAAACUGUUACAGCACUCAUUUACCAACACUGUGAUUUUUAUACAACCAUGAUCUCGUUUUACCGUUCUAUGACUCAUUGAAAAGCAAGAUCGGUCUUACCUUUGCGCAUAGUUCUGUUUUAGAAACCUGAAUGCAAUACGAACCAUACGUAAUAGAUUUGUGGUUUUUCUAUUAAUCUGUGUUUUAGGAAAUGGCAUGAAUGUUUAUGACCACUGCGUUUCAUUCUGAACAAUACUACACAUCACAUUGCUGAUUUUAGAAAGAUAAGCAUGUUCCAUUUUUUCUUAAUCUACAAUUUGACAAUUUCACAAGAGAUGGCAAUAUUGGAUACAGAAACUGUAGACUUUACGUUAAUCAAGAAUGCUUCUUUAUUCUGAUCCGUAGAAUCAUGACUUCCAGUCUUUUCAUAAUUAAAUGUAUGUAUAAUCUGUAGUUUUUUUUUCUCAUUUUAAAACAAAUUUAUGAGUUAUAAGUUAAGUAUUAUGUUUGAAGGAAAGAAGUAUUAUUGCAACCAUUGUAACAUUUUAAGACAAAAAAUAAAUGCAUUUAACUGUUCAUGUCUGUGCAGUUUAAAAAAUAUGAUGCCAGUUUCAAAAAUAUACAGUAUUGUGCAAAAGCACCUGAGGAAAUGAUAUUUAAAUAUGUAUUUGAGUGAGUGUUUAUUGCCCCAGAAAACACUAAGAUUAGAAUACAUACAUAUAACAUUAAUGCAAAAAGUAGUGAUUUCAUAUAUGUCAAUGUUUUCAUUUAACCAUUUUAACCAUCUAUUCUUAAGGAGAUCCCAGUAUUAUUUGUAGUUAUCAUUUAAUAUUGGUUUGUUUGGAGAUCUGGAAAAUUUGGAAAUUUGGAACCAAACUUUCUUCUAACCAGCUCACAAGAUAUCAGCUACAGUUUUGAAAAGAGGAGAUUCUUCCUACUUUUUACUGCAUUGAUGUUUGUUUGCAUUUAUUCUAAUGUUACAUAGUGUUACAAGCAAAAACACAGUUAUUGUCUGGAUAAAUCGUUUCAAACAAUCUGUUUAACAAGAAUUUCUUAUUUUGAAAAAAAUUCCAUCACCAGCACAGUUGUUUUAAUACUAAUACUGGGCUUCCUCAAGGAGCAGUUUGGAAAUGGUUGGACAAACACAUUUUCUGAGCAAAGAAAUGCUUGCUGACCAGAUAAAUUACUUUUUAAUUAAAAUUUUUUAACACUUUUAUGAAGUACUGUAUGUGUGAUGAAUGGAUGUAAACAUACACUUCCUGCACAUCUAAUGCAAUAUAUGUCCAAAAUAAGGAUGUGGAUAUAUCAGGAGUAACAGGAUUUAAAAUGUUCUAUGAUUUAUAAACAAUAAUACGUAAUUUGUAGAAUAUGUUUAGAAAAUAACCAACCAAACAUUAGAUUAUAGUAAAAAAAAAAUCCCGAAGGUUCCCAAGACUUUAGCAGAGUACUGUAUGUACUUCUUAUUUUAUAACUAGGCAUUAUUUCCUUUUUUAAUCCAUACGAUGUACUAUAAAUUGAGUCUGUGCAGAGCAUGACUGCAUUACUCCCUGUAAAACAAAUGUAACUUUCACAAAGAGUAAAAGUAAAUGAGACCCUUUGAUACUCUUAAUCUAUGGUUUGAUAUGGAAAAAAACAAAAUGUACCAGCAGUGCCACAUUGUACAGUGUACAGUGAUUUUCUUUAUUCAACGUUGAAUCCACUGCUGCACACAGUCCAAUUAAACAGAACUAAUUAGGCUCCUUUUUUAAUGAAACGUAGCUGGUUUACGUUCUUUAAGUACCGAUGAUGUCCACAAUACAUCCUGAUAAAUGUAUUGUGAGGCAAUGAUUGAAUAUCGUCAUGUUGUCCACCUAGGAGAAGCAUUUCUCUAACAAAUAUUUUUUAAAGGAUCAUGUGGUACAAGCAUGUCAGACCUGCCUGGUUUCCAUUCGUAAACAGCCCUCCAUAAAGCACCAGUUUUAUGUUCUCCUCCAGCGAGGAGAGCGUUUCAUUUUUUACAGAAAGUGAUACCUGGGGAGGCUGGGUUUUUGUAAGUGAAGUUAAGCUGAUGAAUUAGCCCUCGUUUAUUGGACAACAGUUUGAGGCAAUGUCCAGGGGAGUCGUUGCGCACCUUUUGAAGAAGCGGGCAGUUUAAUUGGUGACGGGACGGGGGGGCUUGUGAGGGGAACCGUUUAAGCACGGGGCCGACGGCCUGUUGUGCAGCAUGAAAAUGGAAGAGACAAGCGCUUGAUUUGACAGGAGGAGUCAUAUAUAGAUUUUUGUGUCCAUUGUUUUGGCUUAUUUGUGUGUGCUUUACUCAGUCAAUCAAAUAUAAUUGACACCGCUGGGCUCUGUUGUUUCUGGGAUGACAGCAGUUAAUGCCAGUGGAGGGAAAAAAAAGAAAAAAGA
Messenger RNA from Colossoma macropomum (tambaqui), 5670 nucleotides. Its product is annotated as synuclein, alpha interacting protein. The coding region runs from base 376 to 2994 and encodes 872 amino acids. Gene Ontology annotation, molecular function: ubiquitin protein ligase binding. NCBI's taxonomy places the organism in Eukaryota, Metazoa, Chordata, Actinopteri, Characiformes, Serrasalmidae. The record is from RefSeq and is a predicted model, not a curated record. The transcript has 10 exons.